Messenger RNA from Vombatus ursinus (common wombat), 2352 nucleotides. It is a transcript of the gene SLC47A1, whose product is annotated as solute carrier family 47 member 1. The transcript is spliced from 17 exons. Gene Ontology annotation, biological process: xenobiotic detoxification by transmembrane export across the plasma membrane. Gene Ontology annotation, molecular function: antiporter activity; xenobiotic transmembrane transporter activity. The record is from RefSeq and is a predicted model, not a curated record. Gene Ontology annotation, cellular component: membrane. NCBI's taxonomy places the organism in Eukaryota, Metazoa, Chordata, Mammalia, Diprotodontia, Vombatidae. The coding region runs from base 1 to 1707 and encodes 568 amino acids.
AUGGAGGUGGCUCGCCAGGACGCGCCGGCGCCCUCCGAGCCUCGGGGGCUGCGCUGGCUGCUGACGCUAAACUUCCGAAAGGAGCUGCGGGGGCUGCUGUGGCUGGCCGGCCCGGUGUUUUUGGCUCAGCUGAUGAUGUUUCUAAUCAGUUUCAUAAGUUCUGUGUUCUGUGGCCACUUGGGAAAGCUGGAACUGGAUGCCGUCACCCUUGCGAUUGCCGUUAUAAACGUCACUGGCAUUUCAGUUGGAUUUGGCUUGGCUUCAGCCUGUGAUACGCUCAUCUCCCAGACGUACGGCAGCCGCAACCUGAAGUACGUGGGGGUCAUCGUACAGCGAGGCAUACUCAUGCUACUUUUGUGCUGUUUCCCCUGCUGGGCCGUCUUCAUUAACACCGAGCAGAUCCUGCUCCUCUUCAGGCAGGAUCCGGAUGUGUCCAGGCUUACGCAGACCUACGUCUUGAUCUUCAUUCCUGCUCUUCCUGCAGCCUUUCUUUACAUAUUGCAGGUUAAAUAUUUGCAGAACCAGGGAAUAAUACUUCCCCAGAUUGUUACGGGAGUGGUGGCCAACAUCCUCAAUGCCCUCAUUAACUACGUGCUUCUCCAUCAACUGAGCCUGGGUGUGAUGGGAUCAGCACUGGCAAAUACCAUUUCCCAAUUCACCCUGACCCUCCUUCUCUUUUUGUACAUUCUCUGGAGAAAGCUGUACCGUGACACCUGGGAAGGGUGGUCCCUCGAGUGCCUUAACGAGUGGGACUCCUUCCUUCACCUGGCCAUUCCAAGCAUGCUCAUGCUUUGCAUUGAGUGGUGGGCAUAUGAGAUCGGGAGCUUCCUCAGUGGUACCAUCAGCAUGGUGGAGCUGGGAGCCCAGUCUGUUGUCUAUGAGCUGGCUACAAUAGUGUACAUGAUCCCCACAGGAUUCAGCGUGGCCGCCAGUGUUCAUGUUGGAAACUCCCUGGGAGCAGGGGAUAUUGAGCAGGCCAAGAUAUCCUCGGCUAUUUCUCUGCUGACCACAGAAAUGUUUGCCGUCACCUUGUGCAUCGUACUUGCGAGCUGCAAAGACGUUGUUGGGUACAUUUUCACCAGUGACAGAGAGAUCAUCUCCCUGGUCUCCAAGGUCAUUCCCAUCUAUGCCUCCUCCCACCUCUUUGACGGCUUUGCUUGUACCUGCGGUGGGAUUCUAAGAGGAUCGGGAAAUCAGAAGAUUGGGGCCAUCUUGAAUGCCAUUGGCUUUUAUGUUAUUGGUCUCCCCAUUGGAAUCUCACUGAUGUUUGCGGCCAACCUUGGGGUGAUAGGCCUGUGGUCGGGCAUCAUCAUCUGCUCCAUCUUGCAAGCCGUCUGCUUUCUGGGCUUCAUCUUACGCUUGAACUGGGGAAAGGCCAGUGAAGAGGCUCGAGUGCGUGCCAAGUUGAAGGGUCAAGCGACCAGGACCCGGAACCAGCAGGAUCAGGUCAUCUAUCAGGGCCCAAUCCUAUCAGUGGACUCAGAGCAUCAGGCUGGUGUUUUACUGGGAGAUGCAGGCGAUGUCGUGGACAAAGGGGAGAGCCAGGCAGAACAGCCAGUGAAGCCGGAGGAGCCCCUUUCCCAGCCCCAUUCGAAAAACCGCGCCUUAUCUUUGAAAGACUUGGUCCUCCGCAGGGUGCUGGCCCUCCUCGCAGCCGUUUUAAUCUUGGUGAUGGGCAUUUUGGUCCGGCUCUACACAGGAACAUAGCCACGAGUCAAGGGACUGAUGGAAAAUGACUCCCAUUUCUCAUAUGAGCCAAUGAAGGAAUCAUCGGUAAAUCUCCUUCCCCCUUCCCCCAAAGGUGGUAGUAAUCAGCCGCCAGCUAAAAGGACAGGCUUCAUGGGCAGCAGAAAGAACGCUGCGUCUGGAGUCAAGAGGACCCGAGUUUGAAUCCCUGGCUCUGCCACUCACUACUACUGCUGUCUGUGGAACAUUGAACAAAUUGUGUUGCCUCUCUCAGGAGACCUCUGUGGGUCUCAGUUUCCUCAUCUGUAAAAUGGAGAGGCCGGCCUCAGAGGUCCCUUCCGGUUCCAGAUCUGACUCUGCUGUAUCUGUGGAUGUCCUUUGAGAAUUGACAGGGCAAGUACCUAUUGCCUGCCUGAAGAAUAGGAGCUGAGCUGGACCGGGACCCUGGUCCCACCCCUUUCUCUGAAAGGCUCUCCUGUCAACUUAUCCGUCAAUGACUUGGAGAAGAACCUCGGUUACUGUUUGUGUAGCAUACUCUGCUAAUAUGGUGGCUUGCUGUUUUUGUUUUUCUGGAAAGCAUAAACCCAUGCACUUUGAAGGGCUUAUGGAAAUCUUAAAAAUCAGUUUUCAAAACCCUUCUCUCUCAAUAAAUCUUUCUUCUCCCUU